AUGCGUCAGGGCCUAUACGCCUUGGGUUCCAAUGGCCAUGGCCAGCUAGGAAAUGGACACAUGGACGACACGGCCGAAGUACAUACUGUGGUCGGACCACAGGGGCUGAUUACAGAGCGACCCAUAGCUCUCGAGUUUGGCGGGACUCACUCCAUUCUCCUGAUGCAGUCCGACCCCGAAGCAUACUACGUCACUGGUUCUAACGACAUGGGCCAGUUUGGAGACACUCAAACGCGCAGAUGCCAGGAGUUCAUUCGCAUGGCCACGCCAGGCCACACCUGGAAACGGGCUGCCGCAGGGUGGACGUUUUCUCUGCUCGUAGAUGAGCAGGACCAUGUUUACUCAUGUGGCCACUCCAACUUUGGAGGACUAGGACGAGGACAGGCAACCCCUACCAGCCGCAAGCUGGGCCGAAUCGAAGGUCUGCCUGAUAAAUCUAUUUCAGCCAUGAGCUGCUGCUUGGAGCAUGUCGUGGUACUGUACGACGAUGGAGAGGUCUGGGGAUGGGGAGGGGCACGCAAGGGCCAACUGGGACUCCUGAACGGGCCAGUGCGAUGCCUGUGGAUCCCCCGAAAGCUCGACCUGGGAGCCUGUGCUCCUUCUACCCCCACAGACGUCCAUUGUGGCCGGGAGUUCACAGUAGUGUCUAGUCGAAACACAGGCCACUUCGCCGUUCUGGGGACCGACAAGCACGGAAUUCAUACACUGUCGUGCGAACGAGACACAUACGAUCAACUGCACGCAAAGCACCUGUCAAUGGGCUACUUAUCGGUGGGAACUACAUGGACCUCGAUACACUUUCUGUUGCCCAACGCCCGCAUCUUGUCGUUGGGAAGCAACAGAAACUGCCAACACGCUCCCCGCGAAUUCAACUGCGAAUCUGCACCCGAGAAGGGAGAUCGGAAGAUCCUUCAAAUGGUUCCGGGAUCAGAACACGUUGUCGUCGAGGUGGAGGCCUGCUCCACGAAACAAAUUCUAGCAUGGGGAUGGGCCGAACACGGCAACUGUGGCAUCGUUGAUCAUACCACUGAAAACAUGAGCAUUGAAGAGCCCAACGAGAUUCUCGAGUGUGAUCCCGGAACCCGUCUGACUCUUUAUGCGGGGACAGCAUCUACCUGGUUGCAUUCUUGUUAG
Molecule: messenger RNA, 1134 nt
Organism: Yarrowia lipolytica CLIB122
Lineage: Eukaryota; Fungi; Ascomycota; Dipodascomycetes; Dipodascales
Cellular component (GO): cytoplasm
Source: RefSeq, a predicted model, not a curated record